ACAAUGAUUCACUUGUGAUAACCACAUGUUGCAAGUGGGCUGGAUAUGGCUUUUUGCGCGUGCCAGCGCAAGCCCUCUGCUGAUAACCAACCUGGGCUUUUCAUCACUCUUUGGCCUUCAUCCUGUCUCUGGAAAUCUACAAACAACUUUAAAUGGCCAUGCGGCCCCAUGUGUUACCAGGUCUAGAGUGAUUUGCAUCCUGCAAAGGUCUCUGGAUUCACUACCUUGUUGCUGCAAUUGAGGUCCAAUUCAAUGUCUUCUAAACGAUGUUGCUAUGAAGAGAGGCCAGCAAUGACUGAUGUGGAGCCUGUGGUCACAGAUUUUGCAGCAUCAGGAAGAUCAGGUCGCCGCAAUGCCUUACCAGACAUUUUGGGUUCUCCAGCAGGGGCAGAAGCCACUGAUCUACCACAAAAACUAGCAGAGCUCUCUGUAUCUCAAGAUGAUGGUGCAGGAGGAGGGGAACCUUCCGGAGAAACCCCAGCUGAAACUCCAGAAGAAAAAUCAGAUACUUGAACGUGAUCCUGAAUGGGAAUUUUUUUUUGCUGGGAGGAGCAGCACUGAUCUGCUCUAACCGGCAGGCUGUGUGCGGACUAUGCAACAUAUUCAUGUGGGAAUGAUAUAUCUCUUGGUACUUGGCGCCCUCGCUGAAAUAUAGAAAUAUAUUUUCUACUCUAGAUGGAUAUAGUCUAGGUCUGAGCUAUAUGACAAAGAAUGUUAUGUGGGUUAUAUUUUACAAAGCAAGUUUAUUGAAAACUGUAAACUUAAAAAAGCACCAACAAUUGGAGGACAAGGCAUAUACAAUCUGUUUUGUUAUAGAAGAAAAUGCAACAGUAAAGAUUUGUUUUGAGGACAGCAAAUCAGGUGUUUCCUUAUGUCACCAUGUCUCACACCUAUCAUUUAACUUAUAAAUCAUUGAAAGAAUUAGGUCACCCUAUGAUAUUGUUCCAGCUAUUUGUCUUUGCAAAAUAGGAAAAAUAAUAAUCAAGGCAACCAAUGUCUCAGUGCCUUAUGUCAUGCAUUUUCUAUGUGACCGUUCCAUAAACUAAAGUGUCUAGGGAAAAAAGUCACGUGAAAGGUUGACAGAAUUAACAGCCAGCAACUAAGAGCUGCAUUUCUGUGUGUUACUUUGUCCAACACUGUAGCAAUGUUUGUGACUUCAAUUGUUUAAUAUGAAAAUAAAAGUGAUAUUGGCAUUGCUGUGGAUGAAUUGUAA
Rana temporaria (common frog) is the source of this 1213-nucleotide messenger RNA. Its product is annotated as cAMP-dependent protein kinase inhibitor alpha-like. Gene Ontology annotation, cellular component: nucleus; cytoplasm. The coding region runs from base 253 to 513 and encodes 86 amino acids. Gene Ontology annotation, biological process: negative regulation of cAMP-dependent protein kinase activity. The transcript has 3 exons. Gene Ontology annotation, molecular function: cAMP-dependent protein kinase inhibitor activity. NCBI's taxonomy places the organism in Eukaryota, Metazoa, Chordata, Amphibia, Anura, Ranidae. The record is from RefSeq and is a predicted model, not a curated record.